This is a messenger RNA of Malurus melanocephalus (red-backed fairy wren), 3413 nucleotides long. It is a transcript of the gene RRN3, whose product is annotated as RRN3 homolog, RNA polymerase I transcription factor. The transcript has 18 exons. The record is from RefSeq and is a predicted model, not a curated record. Bases 139 to 1989 code for a protein of 616 amino acids. Gene Ontology annotation, cellular component: nucleus. Gene Ontology annotation, biological process: transcription initiation at RNA polymerase I promoter. NCBI's taxonomy places the organism in Eukaryota, Metazoa, Chordata, Aves, Passeriformes, Maluridae. Gene Ontology annotation, molecular function: RNA polymerase I core binding; RNA polymerase I general transcription initiation factor activity.
GCGCUGUUUCCGCCCGGCCGCGCAGUUUCCGCCGGAGCGGCAUGUGGCGGCACGGGCAGCAGGGACKCGCCGGGCGCGGGGCGCGGCGCCGCGGGCCCCGAUAGCGGGGGGCGGCCGCCACUGCAAGGCGCCGCGACCAUGCUGGGAGCGGACGAGUUCAUCAGCUCCCCGCCCAAGAAGACGGUGCGGUUCGGGGGGACCCUGGCCGACAUCCUGCUCAAGUAUGAAAAGGGUGAUACCACGGAUUUUGAAUUGUUGAAACAUCAGCUGUCAGAUCCAGAUAUAAAGGAUGCCCAGAUCAUUAAUUGGCUGCAUGAAUUUCGAUCUUCUGUUGUAUAUUUGACCAAAGAGCUUGAACAACUGGUCAGCAUUUUGCUGAAGCUGCCGUGGUUGAGAAGGAGUCGAGAGGUUGUGGAAGAAUAUCUGAGCUUUCUUGGCAAUCUGGUGUCAGCACAAACUGUGCAUCUCAGGCCAUGCCUCCGGAUGAUCGUGUCACAGUUUGUCCCCCCUCGAAUAACCAUCAGAGAAGAUGAUGUGGAUAUAUCAGAUUCUGAUGAUGAUGAUGAGAACAUUUCUGAAAACUUYGAUACUUGCCACAGAGCACUGCAAACUGUUGCAAGAUAUGUUCCUUCGACACCACAGUUCCUCAUGCCGAUACUUGUGGAUUUCUUUCCUUUCAUCAAUAAAUCAGAAAGAACUCUGGAAUGUUAUGUCCACAACCUGCUGCGAGUUACAGUGUACCUUCCUACUCUGAGGCUUCAAAUUCUGGAGCUUAUUGUUGAAAAACUGUUGAAGUUGGAUGUUAGCACUCCACAGCAAGAAAUUGAAGAUGCUGAAGAAACUGCUAAUAACGGUGCUAGCGAGGAAAAAUCUACAGAGGAGGGACUUUUUGACAUGGAGGAAGAUGAAGACAGAAAAGGAAGCAAARGUGUCUCUCCCAGUAGUGAGAGAAUGGCCCAUCCACUUGCAGAGCGCCUGGACAUCCUGAUGACCAUCCUGUUUUCAUAUAUUAAAGAUGUUUGCCACGUGGAUGGCAAGCUUGACAUCAGCAACACAAAGCAUUUGUAUCGGGAUCUGGUUUCUGUUUUUGACAAGCUCAUUUUACCAACCCAUGCUUCAUGUCACGUACAGUAUUUCAUGUUUUACAUCUGCAGCUUUAAAUUGGGGUUGGCUGAAGCAUUUUUAGACCAUCUUUGGAAGAAACUGCAGGAUCCAAACAAUCCUUCAGUCAUCAGGCAGACUGCUGGGAGUUACAUUGGCAGCUUCUUGGCAAGAGCUAAAUUUAUUCCCAUUGUUACAGUAAAAGCAUGUCUGGACCUUCUGGUGAACUGGUUGCAUAAAUACAUUGAUAAUCAGGAURCAGGAACUAAUGCUUACUGUGAUGUAGCUCUCCAUGGGCCAUUUUAUUCUACCUGUCAGACAGUGUUCUAUACGCUUAUUUUCCGUCAUAAACAACUUCUGGAUGGAAAUUUAAGGAAAGGUCUGGCAUACCURCAGAGUUUAAAUUUUGAGCGCAUUGUCAUGUGUCAGCUAAACCCACUGAAGAUCUGUAUCCCAUCUGUUGUCAACUUGUUUGCUGCCAUUACCAGGAAAUACCAGUUGGUGUUCUGCUACACGAUUAUUGAGAGGAACAACAGGCAGUUCAUCCCCGUUGUGCGGAGCGGCACAGGGGGGGACCUGGUGCAGACCUGCACCAACCCCCUCGACAGCUUCUUCCCCUUUGACCCCUACAUACUCAAAAGAUCAAAGAAGACCAUUGAUCCUAUGUAUCAGUUCUGGGAAGAGCUGAGUGCUGAAGAUCUUGAGAACCUGAAGAAACCCAUUAAAAAGGGUUCUUCUGAAGAUGAAGAUGAUGACUUUCUGAAAGGAGAAACUCCUCAGAAUGAUAGUGUGGUUGAAAUUGCUCCGAAUUCUUACGAGUCCAACACGCGGAGCCCCGUGAGCAGCAUUGGCUCCCCUGCAGACUGUUAUGURCCGUACCCACUGUGACAACCAGAAGGGAAAAGGUUGAAAAUUGUGUGCAAUGUUUUGCUGUGGAAAGAGACUUGAGCUUCACUUUCCAAACUGACAAAUGUUUAAAUAAUUACAUUUAAGAAAAAUUACUGUUUCUUAGUCAUCAGAUUUCUACAGAUAUGUUAAAGUCACAUGUUGCUAGAAAAGUUUAGAGAAUAAAUAGGGUGAUAUUUUACAAAUUUCACAUUGAAAUGGUUUUUAUGACUUAGAAGGAUUUUUUUACAGUUUUUUUUCUGACUCUUCAAAAUUUUGUUUACUAAUAUUUCUCUACAAGGUUUUAUAUAGCAGAAGUAAAAUUCUGGUGUUUGUUCCUGCAGAUUUGUAUGAGGGCCACAAUUCCACUGUCAGUAUUCUGGCUGAUGACUCUUCUUGAGUUGGUUUCAAAGUUAAUUGUGUAAUCUCUCAAUAGGCAGGGUGUGACUCCAGUCUGACAGUGGUUCUUACACACAUCUCUUCAGCUUUCCCUGCCUAUAGAACAGUUCUUGGUGAAGCCAAGUGGGACAUGUAAUCAGAMUGAAAGCAUUAUUCCUCCCUAAAUCUGUAGCUGCCACACCUUUUCCAGCUAUGAAAGCUCAGACAUGCAAAAGUGRUGGUUGUUGGAAGUGUUGAAAAUGAGGGAGUAGCUGAAUGUAUUAUUUAUAGRUAGUUUUCUUUAGGGUGCUUGUGAAGCACUCUGAGACUUGUGAAGCACUCUGGUAUUUAUUUGCAGGAUUUGAAGUUUAUAUGUGAAUGCUGAAAAUAGAAAAAAAAAAAAUCUUCCCUUGUGGAAAGGAAGURAUGGUGUCAGUGGUGUCCUUGUGUUGUCCAUGUGUCUGUCAGUCAGUGUAGAGUUUCUCUACAGAGGUUUCUUGUCUUUUCAUCGUUGCUGGCUUUUAGAUUUGAGUAAGAAUAUGAACAAUGGGGGGGAAAAAAAGUUAUUUGUGUACCAUUUAGUUUAAAACUUUAUGCCUUUGGGACUAAACUCUAAUUACCCUUCUUUAGAAUCUGAACUUGGAGGCUUUUGAGACAUUUUUAUUUGGAACCAAUAAAGUUUGAUGCAAGAAGUGCAAUUCAGACAUCUUUGAGAAAGCCACGUUUCUGUAUGAAACUGAGGUGCCCUCUGUGUAGUCUGACAUUUCAAAGUUGGGGUAUUCAUUCUGACAGACUGCAGAAUUGAAUUUUGGGGAUAACAUUGCAAAGUACAUCAGUGGACCUGUUCAUCAUUGUACAAACGGAGAGGUUUUGGUUUUAAUUGUAGUCCUCUUUAUUGUGAGUCCUGAGUAAUAAACAAUAGAUUUCCAUCUCAAAUAAUUGCAUUUUCUGCUGGCACGGGAAACCCCUUCUCMGAUCAACAGCAAGGAAAACAUCCUUUGAAAGAUGUCUUUCAUACACUUUUUCCAAAAUGAGACUCCAAUAAAUUU